This is a messenger RNA of Carassius carassius (crucian carp), 2880 nucleotides long. RefSeq names its product transcription factor 20-like. The record is from RefSeq and is a predicted model, not a curated record. Gene Ontology annotation, biological process: regulation of transcription by RNA polymerase II. The transcript has 6 exons. Gene Ontology annotation, cellular component: nucleus. Lineage: Eukaryota; Metazoa; Chordata; Actinopteri; Cypriniformes; Cyprinidae. Bases 189 to 2030 code for a protein of 613 amino acids.
UUUGAAAGCAGUUCUGUUGUGUUUCCGGUUUAGUUGGACUCAGAAGAACUGCCUUGUCCAGCUUUCGCCAGGAGUUUUACACUCUAAUGUAAAUAAUCUGAAGGUGUUUUAGACCGAAUUGAUUCGUUAAUUAGCCGUGCCUUUGAUGAUAUGCCCAGUAGCUCUGGGUUAGGUUUUAUUUCUCAGUCAUGGACCCUUUGAAACAGGCUGAUGUGGUGAAGCUUCAGGAGUCUGUGGAUCUGUCCGUGGGCUGCAGGCCGAGUCCUUUAAAGACACACUCCCUGGAGGGGCUGGAUCCGGGGAAGAAGCCCGGCUGGUGUGGCAUUACCUCAGGAAGCAAGAGCCUUAACAUGUCCGAGUCUCCAUACAUCAGCAAACCCAAUUCACCUGAUCGCCCUGAACCAGGAUCCAGGCAUCACGGGACAAGGACUGGUGGCACGUCAUCCCACGGGUCCUACUCUGUAGCACUCCCCCCAAUCAAUGGCUUGCCAUCUGUGGCUCACCACAGAAUGACGGAUGACAGUGACUACCAUAUGGAAAUGGAUGAUGUGUUAACCCAAACUAAAAAUCGUCUCAAGAAAGCAGAUUGUGUGUUGGGCGACAGGAUGCAUGCAGAAGACAUUUUGACCAGUUGUGGUGAAUCAUACUUGAGUGACACGCUGUCGAAGGACUCAUCGUGUUUACCUCAGGACUUCAGCGCCGCUGCAUACACACUACGAUCCACCAGCUCCGCGUCCAUUGAGACGCUCUCAUCCGAAUGUACCGGCGCUAAAAAAACCUCUCCGCACUCCGUCGACUACAUCUCCAGUGCAGAUGACAGUGACGUCAUUGAGGUGCCAGUCAGCAACUCCAGAUGCAGGACGCCUCCGAGCUGCUGCUUCCGAACGCACAGCGUUAUCGUUCAUGAGAGAACACGAGGAAAUUCCUCCGUGAAGCGGGAAGCUGCAAUGGACCUCUCUCCCAAACAUGUGAAUGAAGUCUGUGCCCUGGAUGAAGCUGGUUUGGAAGCCCGUGAUGGUAAAGCUGGCUCUGAAUCCAAGUCGUUGCUGUCAUGGAUGGAGUCGGUCUGUGUUCCCGUAUCUCCAGAAGACAGCGAUCAAGACACGGAUGCUGCUUCUCCUAGAAACUUCCCAUCUACCUCGGAUGCAGAAAACACAAGGGUCUUCAAGUCUCCACAGAGCAGGGCUUUAUCUUCAGCGUCAAGCCGUCAACGGAAAACUCCGGCCUCGAAGAGUAGGAAACAGGCGAAACCAAGACCCAAGAGAGCGCCACCUGUUGGCAAAUCAGCAAAGAGACCACGCCGAAAACCUCGCUCCUCUGGACCUUCACCCAUGUUUUCUGCUCAAGAGCCGGAGAUCAAACUGAAAUAUGCAAAGCACAAAGAAGAGAAGAGAGAGAUCAGGCCAGACGGCUUCACCCCGUACGUUCACAUGGAGCUCUCAUCCUGCACAAUCGUCAGUUUCAGGGAAGAAGACGUUUAUUCGACAAAGAAAGGGUCACAGCAGGCGGUCUCGGGGGCCGUCCCGAAGACGUCCUGUUUGCAGCUGGGCCGUGUUGGCUCCGACUCCAGGUCACAGGUCAGGCGUUUCUGCUGCCUGUGUGGAAGAGCUGGCAAUGUUGAAGGCCUUGGGGACUUGCAUGGACCGUACUGUGAUUUGGACAGUUUGGAGGACGGUGGGUCCCGGUCUGUCAGACAGCAGAGGAAGGAGAACUGCUCGGAGAGCGUUAAGUGUAGUGAGCACUGGGUACAUGAGGACUGUAGCAUCUGGACUGCAGGCGUCUUUUUGGUUAAAGGGAAACUCUACGGACUGGAGGAAGCCAUCCGGCUCGCACAAGGAACAGUGUGUUCGUACUGUCACAUGGUUGGUGCCACUUUGGGAUGUUUUUUUAAAGAUUGCCCCCAUAAGUACCACUUCCCCUGUGCCCUGCAGUCAGACAGUGCGCUCAACGAGGAGAACUUCACCAUAAGAUGCCCGAAGCACAAGAAUAAAACAUCCAGAGCGAGUGUUAGCAGGCUGAAGAACAGAUGACAUUUGGGAGGUGCUGAAUUGUUUUUGAAGGUAGAUGUCGACAGACGUUGGCUCAUCUGGCGGUGGAAUGGGUCCCUGAUGUGUUUACAGAUCUUUCUGUUUGAUACAGCGCUCCACGUGUCGAGUGUUACACUCAGGCAGUCUGCUGGUCUGUCUUUGACCUGUCUCUGGAGCAGUACCCUCAGACAGCGCUGGAGGGUUUCCAUUGCAUUCCUCUGCGUUCUCAACACCUGAUAAACUCAACCACUGCAGAUCUCCAUUUCAUCUGAGUUUACUGAAGGCCAAAUAUCUCCUGCUUCAGGAAGAAUCCUGUAAAACCUUUUAAAGUGGCAAUCUAGACAACAGUGGGAUCAAUAAUGAGAGCCUCGCUUCAUUUGAAGUAACAGUACAAGCGUAUUGAGCAGAAGUGCUUGAUUUUUCAUUAUUUGUGCACUUUAGCAUCUCGUUGUUCAUUAAAUAUGUAACACCAACUGUCCUUUCUAUAACAGCGAUGUCUUUUUAUUACAUAAACCUGAAUGAACUAGUCCCUCCAGUGGUACUGUAUGCACUAUUACGUGAGCAUAUUUAUUUCUAUUUAUGUUUAAUGCAUAGGUGUAUAUUUAUUUGCCAAUGAGCAGCCGGACAGAGUGUGUUUUAGCACCCUGUAUACACGCAGUAGAGGCAAAUUAUAAUUUGAUGUGGGUAACAGCUACAGGGUGCUUUAAAUAUGAAUCUGGUUUCAGUUUACAUUUGAAACUUGUGGCCUGGGAAUCAAGAAAUCACAGCGUCUGUAGGUUUUUCCAUUUCACCUGAUGCCUUGUGAUGUUUCGACUUCUGUUUCAAUAAAUGUUUUUAUUCGACAUUCCUAAGA